This is a messenger RNA of Eruca vesicaria subsp. sativa (arugula), 762 nucleotides long. The record is from the annotation of a GenBank genome assembly. NCBI's taxonomy places the organism in Eukaryota, Viridiplantae, Streptophyta, Magnoliopsida, Brassicales, Brassicaceae.
AUGGAAGAUGGAUUUGCUUCAAGGGAUGAAACAAUCCGUCUUCUAUCUACAAGAGUAAAGGAGUUGGAAGAACGAGGAAAUUGGUCAUUUCAGUCUGGUGGUUUUUACACUGGCGAGGCUUCAAGAGGCUCAGGAAAAGAUAUUGAGAAUGAAGAACAUGCUGAGAAGGAUGACGAGGAACGAAGUGAGAAAGAGGACGAAGAACAUGCUGAGAAGACAGAUAUUGCUGAGGUUGAAGGUGGGGAAGAGGUAGAGAAAAAUGGUGAGAAGGAUGCUGAGAAGAAUAGUGAGAAGGCAGCUCUUGUUGAGAAUGAGGCCAAGGAAAAUUCUGAGAAGGAUGAUGAGAAAGAAAGUGAGGAAGAGGUUGAGAAAAUCGGUGACAAUGAUGCUGAGAAGAAUAGUGAGAAGGCAGCUAUUGUUGAGAAUGAGGCCAAGGAAAAUUCUGAGAAGGAUGAUGAGAAAGAAAGUGAGGAAGAGGUUGAGAAAAUUAAUGAGAAUGAUGCUGAGAAAGAGGCUUUGGAACAACUUCAGACGAUGCUGGAAGAAGCUGCAGAAAAAUUCGAAAAAAAUGUUGCUGAGAAGACUGAUGCUGCUGAGUUACCUGCUGAAGAUAAUGUUGGUGAGGAGGAUAAUGUUGGCGAGGAGGAGAAGGAAGCGGUAGUAGAUGAUGAGAUGGUUGAAGAUGAGGAUAAGAGGCCAAAGAGGUCUCAUAAACCGUCUCGUUCACUCAGGUCUCCUUAUGAAAAGUAUCCCCCAAAGUGA